Argiope bruennichi is the source of this 1557-nucleotide messenger RNA. It is a transcript of the gene sud1, whose product is annotated as prolyl 3-hydroxylase OGFOD1-like. Gene Ontology annotation, cellular component: cytoplasm. Gene Ontology annotation, molecular function: peptidyl-proline dioxygenase activity; L-ascorbic acid binding; iron ion binding. The transcript has 13 exons. Gene Ontology annotation, biological process: regulation of translational termination; peptidyl-proline hydroxylation. The record is from RefSeq and is a predicted model, not a curated record. NCBI's taxonomy places the organism in Eukaryota, Metazoa, Arthropoda, Arachnida, Araneae, Araneidae. Bases 85 to 1539 code for a protein of 484 amino acids.
GGAGAAUGGCAACAGCUGACUUUAUUAUUGUUUACAUUUCGAGUUUCCCGCGUGGAUGCUUGAAAAUUUUUAACUGUUUUAGCUAUGGAAAAUAACAAUUCAAGUCAUCAUUCAGAAGAUAGUCCUGUUGCUAAAAGAUUGAAAACUGAUGUUGAAACUGUGCAUAUCAAUGCAUCUUAUCUUGAAGCCGACUUCAUAAAAAGCCUUUCAAAUGCUUUUUGUAGCAAAGAAAAAAUGAUAUUUGAAAAUGGAGCUAAAAUAAUAAGCCAACCUUUUACGUGCUGUGCAUUACCUGAUUUUAUUCAACCAAAUGAUUUUACUGAGCAACUGAAGAAAGAUGUCGAAGAAUUAGAGGUCGAACUUAAAUUAAGUGAUCUGUAUCAAUUCAAACAGUCCAAAGAUUUAGCUACUUGUAAAAUAACAAGUCUUUCACAUCUCAAAAAUUUGAUAUAUGGGAAAUUUCUGGAAUGGAUGAAGCAGAUUACAACUAUAUCUUUAAAUGAUAAAGUUGAUAUCUCAUGUUCCUGCUAUACUUACACAGAUCAUUUAUUAUGCCAUGAUGAUGAGUUAGAAGGUCGAAGAAUUGCUUAUAUUUAUUAUCUGGUUCCUGAAUGGGAAGAAAAAUAUGGUGGUUCUUUAGAUUUAUUUAAUACUGUCAAUGAUGAACCAUCCGAAAUUGUUACUUCUUUUGUGCCAAAAUGGAAUAAUUUGAUCUUCUUUGAAGUCAGUCCAGUGUCUUUUCAUCAAGUAUCAGAAAUUCUUGGUUUUAAAACAAGGACUUCAGUCAGUGGUUGGUUUUAUGGUCCACCAAUAAAACCAGCUAUUCAUCCAGUUGAAAAAAUAAUAUUCCAGCCCCCAACAAAUUUUCCUGUAGAUCUCAAGCAGUGGAUAAAUCCAACAUAUCUUCAACAAGAAACUCAACUACAUAUAAGAGAGAGCUUUGAAGAGAGCUCUGAAAUAGAGCUAAUGGAUUUUCUACAGGUUGAAAAGUAUGAAGAAAUUUGCAGUGUUUUGAAUAGUAAUUCCAUUGUAUGGAAACAAAAAGGACCUCCUAAUCGCAGGAAGUAUGAAGAAAUUGACAGUUUAGAUGAUCUGCCUCCCAUUGUAAAAGAAUGUCAAGCGUUAUUCUGUUCAGAGCCUUUUUUAGUGAUUUUAUCUAAUUUGACUGGGCUGCGACUACAUCCAGAAUGUUCUGAAGAAGAUGUUCAGAUGGCUGACAUUAAUUCGUCCAUAAGAAAAUGGAGUCCAGGAUCGUAUGCGUUACUACAUGAUCAAUCAUUUUUAGAUUUUGCAACACUAAAUGCUGGUCUGUGCUUUAAUUGUCCAGAAUGGGAAGUUGAAUUUGGUGGUUACACAAGUUAUGUUGCGAAAGAUGAAAAGGAAGAGUUGCUGCGAGUAGAUCCCAAACCGAAUUCAUUAGCUUUAGUGUAUAUUACAGAAGAAACGGCGAACUUUAUUAAAUAUAUUAACUGUCGAACAAAGGAGCGUUCCUCGCCGUGUUUUCAAGACAUAUUUUCUGUGUAUCGUGAAAAGGAAUAAAGAUCUUUUUAAAAUAAA